CGCAAGGAGAAGCGUCUGCAAGCUGCUGGGAGGUCUUCUGGAAAAAGAAGCAGUUUAGUGGCCCUUGGCAGGGGGAGGGCCCAGCAGAGGAAGACGCCAGGGACUGCAAGGCGGGAAAGUUCAUGCCCAAGAUCGAGGCAGUUUCUACAAUCACCCACAGAUGAGAGAGCCCUCGUACAAGUCCAGAAGUUUUGUGGAGAAGUCACAGCACACUGUUGGAGCAAAUUAAGAAUCCAAGAUUGGAUGUACUGAAGCAGAUUUCUGAAGAGAAGAAUACUGGUUAGAAAUGAGUCCUUAGUGACUGAAUUUCUUCUUGCUGGCCUAACAGACCGUCCAGAGCUCCAGCAACCCCUCUUCUUCCUGUUUCUGGUGAUCUACGUUGUCACCAUGGUGGGCAACGUUGGCUUGGUCACUCUUAUUAGUCUAAAUUCUCACCUCCAUACCCCCAUGUACUACUUCCUCUUCAACCUAUCCUUCAUUGAUGUCUGUUACUCUUCUGCUUUCACCCCCAAGAUGCUGAUGAACUUUGUAUCAAGGGAGAAUAUCAUCUCCUAUGUUGGCUGCAUGACUCAGCUGUUUUUCUUUCUCUUUUUUGUCAUCUCGGAAUGCUAUAUGUUGACCUCAAUGGCCUACGAUCGCUACGUGGCCAUCUGUAAUCCGUUGCUGUAUAAGGUAACCAUGUCCCACCAGGUCUGUGCCUUGCUGACUGUUGCUGCAUAUAUGAUGGGGUUUGCUGGAGCCUCUGCCCACACAGGGUGCAUGCUCAGACUAACCUUCUGCAGUGUUAAUGUCAUCAACCAUUACCUGUGUGAUAUUCUUCCUCUCCUCCAACUGUCUUGCAGCAGCACCUAUGUCAACGAGGUAGUAGUUCUGAUAGUCGUGGGAAUUAAUAUCACAGUACCCAGUUUUACCAUCCUGAUUUCUUACGUCUUUAUCCUCACUAGCAUUCUUCAUAUCAGAUCUGCUCAAGGACGAUCAAAAGCCUUCAGUACCUGUAGUUCUCACAUCAUUGCUAUUUCUCUUUUCUUUGGCUCAGCAGCAUUCAUGUAUCUUAAAUAUUCUUCUCCGGGGUCUAUGGAGCAGGGGAAAGUUUCUUCAGUUUUCUGCACUAAUGUGGGGCCCAUGCUCAAUCCCCUGAUCUACAGUUUGAGGAAUAAGGAUGUCAAAAUUGCACUGAGGAAAGUCUUGAUUAAAAUCCAAAGGAGAAGCAUGUUCUAAUUAGAAGUGGCAACAAUAUAAAGAAGUUCAACUUUUUGUUUUAUAAUUAUUGGUGUUUUUCAAGGUGAGAAUGUGAUCAUAAACAUGUUUCUAGAGAUUGUGUUUUGUGUGGUUUAAUAGACGUGCUUGUGAUUUUUCUGAUAGCUGAUCUCGUCUCAUUUUUCCUUCUGUAUCUCCAUCAUCUUGUGCAAGUUUACAUAAAUAAGUAAUACGUUUUCUGGGGUGCCUGGGUGGCUCAGUCGG
Felis catus (domestic cat) is the source of this 1461-nucleotide messenger RNA. RefSeq names its product olfactory receptor 8B3. Gene Ontology annotation, biological process: sensory perception of smell; G protein-coupled receptor signaling pathway. Gene Ontology annotation, molecular function: odorant binding; olfactory receptor activity; G protein-coupled receptor activity. NCBI's taxonomy places the organism in Eukaryota, Metazoa, Chordata, Mammalia, Carnivora, Felidae. The transcript is spliced from 3 exons. Gene Ontology annotation, cellular component: membrane. The record is from RefSeq and is a predicted model, not a curated record. Bases 388 to 1218 code for a protein of 276 amino acids.